Prunus mume (Japanese apricot) is the source of this 2298-nucleotide messenger RNA. The record is from RefSeq and is a predicted model, not a curated record. NCBI's taxonomy places the organism in Eukaryota, Viridiplantae, Streptophyta, Magnoliopsida, Rosales, Rosaceae.
AUGGUGAUAAGUUGCUGCUAUGGAGCUGCAACAACCAGUGCAGCAUCAGCGCUUAUAGCAAAGCCUAAUUGCACAGCGCAUUGUGGAGAUGUUGCCAUCCCAUACCCUUUCGGGAUUGGACCUAACAAGGAUUGUUACUUAGAUGAAUGGUUUCAAAUAGACUGCAGGCACAACAACUCUACAACCUCAGCUAAUUACAGCAGGCAAGUGCCUUUCCUCAAGAGCGUCAACCUGGAGCUGCUAAGUAUUUUUCCGGUUAAAGAUGGCAGGCAAUUGGUUCGGGUUAAGAACCCUAUUACUUUGUUCAGCUGUGAGGGAAAGGAAACUCGCCAAGCCCAGAAUUUGACGGGCAGUCCUUUCAUUUACUCUCGGACAGCCAACGCAUUAGUUGCAGUGGAUUGUGACCUCUUUGCCCGUAUGAUCUCAGAUCAUGACCGUGUCAUUGGAUGCGGGUCGUUUUGUCAAAGCAUUAAAGACGGCAGCUAUGGCUUUUGUGGAGGUAUUGGCUGUUGCGAAGCUGCUCUUCAAACAUAUGACCUUGCUAGUUUUGAGAUGCAAUCAAAUUCAUCAACAUCAAUUCCAAUGGGCGAUUGCAAGUAUGCAUUUUUGGUUGACAAAGAUUGGUUUCUGGUUGAACUACCCAAUUUUUGGCACGUGAAGCAUAUGGACAACGUUCCUGUGGUGCUAGACUGGAUCUUAAACGCAAAUGACUAUGGUGAAAGAUUCAGAGAAAAACCAGACCUGACUGGUAACUACUCAACACCCAUUUGCAGAAGAAAUAAUGUGACCUUGACUUCUUUGUACAAUCGGACCAGCAUGAUUUGUCGCUGUAAGCUGGGCAUGGAAGGAAAUCCUUAUCUUCUCCAACCUUGUCAAGAUAUUGAUGAAUGCAAAGGCAGUAAUCAGUGUGGAGACGACGUAUGUGAGAAUGUUGCUGGGGGUUAUAGCUGCCACUCAAAUAUAAAUGGCCGGACCCGGAUAUGUACGCAUUUUGCUUCGAUCCUUCAUCCCAAUAAUACUAACACUACGUGCCACUUCAUACCCACACCGGGGCAGGCCUCUCAAACUAUUAUUUUAGGUCUUGGCUCCGGUGUUGGGCUAUUGUUUCUACUCAUUGGUGCAUGGUGGGUACACAAAAUCGUGAAGAAAAGAAAAACCAUUGCACGCAAGAAAAUGUUUUUCAAACGAAAUGGUGGUUUAUUGUUAGAGCAACAGUUAUUGUCUGGCGAAGUUAAUCUUGACAAAAUCAAGUUAUUCAAUUCAAAAGAAUUAGAAAAGGCCACCAACAAUUUUAGUAUUGAUAGAAUUCUUGGUCAGGGAGGUCAAGGUACCGUUUACAAAGGCAUGUUGGUGGAUGGAAGAAUUGUUGCUGUAAAGAAGUCCAAAAUGGUGGACAAAAGCAAGCUCUCGGAAUUCAUCAAUGAGGUUGUAAUUCUUUCACAAAUCAACCACCGAAAUGUAGUUCAAAUUAUGGGCUGUUGUUUAGAGACCGAAGUUCCACUUUUGGUCUACGAAUUCAUACCGAAUGGAACUCUUUCUCAAUAUAUCCAAGGGCAAAUUGAGGAAUUCCCAUUCACAUGGGACAAGCGAUUGCAAAUUGCCACAGAAGUUGCAGGAGCUCUUUCGUACUUACACGGUGCAGCUUCGUUUCCCAUAUAUCACAGAGACAUCAAGUCUGCCAACAUACUUUUGGAUGAAAAAUACAGAGCAAAAAUUGCUGAUUUUGGAACUUCAAGAUCAAUUUCCAUUGACCAAACUCAUCUAACCACACGUGUACAUGGAACAUUUGGUUACUUGGACCCAGAAUACUUUCGAUCAAGCCAAUUUACGGAGAAAAGUGACGUCUAUAGCUUUGGAGUGGUCCUUGUUGAGCUCUUGACGGGGCAAAAACCAGUUUCUGCAGCAACAGGGUCACAAGAAGAAGAAUACAGAAGCCUUGCCACAUAUUUCAUUACCUCAAUGCAAGAAGAUCGUCUGUUUAACCUUGUUGAUGCUCAAGUUCUGGAGGAGGGCUCUGAAACAGAAAUCCAAGUAGUCGCUAACCUCGCAAGGAGAUGCUUGAAUAUGAACGGAAGAGACCGUCCUACAAUGAGAGAGGUUACAUCAGAGCUAGAGGCUGUACUAAUGUCAAGAAAAUCUUUGAUUAGUGCUCAGCAAAAUUCUGACGGGAUUGAUUUUGGGGAAGAUGAUUCAGUUGGGAAUUGGGAUGUUGAAUCACUUUCAGAAGUGUCGGCUAGCUACUAAAUACAUGGGUUUAUGGCCAUUGUUGCCAUCUACAAGUUAUGGUGAAUUCCUUUU